This is a messenger RNA of Nannospalax galili (Upper Galilee mountains blind mole rat), 1052 nucleotides long. RefSeq names its product coiled-coil domain containing 126 (gene Ccdc126). The transcript has 3 exons. Lineage: Eukaryota; Metazoa; Chordata; Mammalia; Rodentia; Spalacidae. The record is from RefSeq and is a predicted model, not a curated record. The coding region runs from base 338 to 760 and encodes 140 amino acids.
GGGCCGAGCAGGGAGGCGGAGCGGAAGCGAGUGCUAGGAAAGAGUUGAAGCUAGCCUCGUCCUGCCUCCGGUGCCCGGUCUGCCUCGUCUCGACCUGGAGGCUGCUGCGAGGAGCCCCAGCGGCCCGCGGAUCAGCUGUGGCUUCGCCGCGCCGGCCCGGGAGUCCCGAGGCGGCGGCGGGGACGGUGACGGGAAGCCCACGGGCCAGACCUGACCUAGUGGAGGCAGCCCUGCUGAAGAUGAAUAUGCAGUAGAGGACUUUUUCUUCUCAGAAGUCUUGAUUGUUGGAGUCUGCUCUCCAGUUAGUGCUUCUCAGUCAAGUCUGUCUUCAUCAGAAAUGUUUUUUGCAAUCUCAAGAAAAAAUAUGUCACAGAAACUGAGUUUUCUGCUGCUCAUAUUUGGACUCAUUUGGGGACUGAUGUUGCUACAUUAUACUUUCCAACAACCAAGACAUCAGAGCAGCGUCAAGUUGAGGGAGCAGAUCCUGGACUUAAGCAAAAGAUACGUGAAGGCUUUGGCAGAGGAAAAUAAGAACGCGGUGGCCUUGGAGAAUGGUGCUUCUAUGGCUGGUUACGCGGAUCUGAAGAGAACAAUUGCUGUGCUCUUGGAUGACAUUUUGCAACGUUUGGUGAAGCUGGAGAACAAGGUCGACUAUAUUGUUGUCAAUGGCUCAGCAGCCAACACUACCAAUGGUACUAGUGGGAAUUUGGUGCCAGUGACCACCAACAAAAGGACAAAUGCAUCGGGCAGCAUCAGAUAGCAGUAACGUCACCCUGUGCAGCUAUAUCCACUGUGGAUUCUGUCCCAUCGCAGGAAACCUUUGUGAUUGCUGGCUAGGACAAGUAAUACUUUACAAUAAAAGCUCUGCACAUUUUCAAGGAGUUUGCUGGAUUCUUGGAAUUCUAAUUCUGUAUAUAAAUAUCAAGCAUUAUUAGUUUGCUUUCACGCAAAGCUGCUCAGUGCUGAUCCAUGUUCUUACAGCAAAUCUGUUAAGAAUUGAUUGUAAGACACGGUUGGUACAGUAAACAAGGAGAUGAGCUUGGUAUAAAUGU